Molecule: messenger RNA, 1415 nt
Organism: Seriola aureovittata
Lineage: Eukaryota; Metazoa; Chordata; Actinopteri; Carangiformes; Carangidae
Product: P2Y purinoceptor 3-like
Exons: 1
Coding region: 423-1415 (330 amino acids)
Biological process (GO): G protein-coupled receptor signaling pathway
Cellular component (GO): plasma membrane
Molecular function (GO): G protein-coupled receptor activity
Source: RefSeq, a predicted model, not a curated record
ACAGCGCCCUCCGCGCGCGUGUUGACGAUGUGGUUUAACUUGGCGAUCGGCUUUAAUCACAGCAUUAAUUAUCUGCACGCCUUCUCUCUGGGGAAGGACAAUCGCUUACUACAGUGGGCUAUCUCAGCCCAUUAUGCCAGGCUUUUGAAAUGCUUCACUGUGUGCCAAUCUAUUUGCUCAUAGCCUAGAUAUGGCGUUAUAAAGGUGUACAUUACACAGUAGGUGUGGGCCGGGGGCAGGAGGGACACACAUGUUGAACAAAGACCUGCAUUCUUUUUUUUCAAGCACACGUCAUCCUUACACAGCAGUGAGGUGAGCUCCAGACAGGUGAGGUGUUAGGAGAACUCCCAUCUAUCUGGCAAUCGAGAUUUAGUUCAGUGAUUAUAGGUUUCCAAAUUAUCAAACCAUCCCAGUUGUUUUGAAUGGAGGACUUCCACAUCUGUCCAGUAACUAACUACUACAAAAGGAUCCUUCUACCAGUGUCCUACGGCCUUGUGUUUGUGCUGGGCCUCACUUUAAACGGUGCCCUGGUGUGGUGUGUGUGGGCUCGGACGCGCCGCUGGAGCAGCACGGUGAUCUACAUGGCCAACCUCGCGGUGGCGGAUCUUCUCUACGUGCUGGCCUUGCCCCCUCUCAUCAUCAGCAACGCCAUGGGAGACCUGUGGCCCUUCGGCAACAUCAUCUGCAAAACCGUCAGAUUUUUCUUUUUUGUCAACCUCCACUGCAGCAUGAUGUUUCUCACCUGCGUCAGCGUGCACCGUUUCAUCGGGGUGUGCUUCCCCAUCGCUGCUGUGCGCCUCAGGACCAAAAAACUCGCCCUCUUUGCGUCAGGCUCGGUUUGGGUCCUGGCCACUGCAGAGAUUUUACCGACGCUGGUCUUUGCGCACACAGGUGUGAUCAACAACAUGACAGUGUGCUUUGAAAUGACUAACCCGAAGCAGUUUAACGUUUACUUCCCCUACGGACUAUUUUUAGCCAUAGUGGGGUUUCUGAUCCCAUUCCUCGUCGUGGUCACCUGUUACUGCUCCAUGAUGAAGGUGCUGUAUUGCGGGGUCGCCGACAGCAUCUACAACGCCAGGACAGCUCGUGUGCGUAACAAGUCCCUGUACACCCUCUUAGUUGUGUGUCUCAUGUUUGUGGUGUGCUUUGUGCCUUAUCACAUUACUCGCACCGUCUACUUGUUUGUGAGGGUCUACAUACCCGGAGAAUGUCACCUGCUGAACGUGGUCAUGAUCUCAUAUAAAGUGUGGAAACCUGUUGUCAGUUUCAACUGCUGCGCAAAUCCUCUCCUCUACUUUUUGGGCUCUCAUCGGCACCGUCAGGAGCUCCGAACCUGGCUGUGUAGGAGGAGGAAGAGAGUGCAGCCCAGUGUGUGUCUGGUGGAUGCAGGCAACACAAACCGGUCCGGAGGGUAG